Messenger RNA from Saccostrea cuccullata (small rock oyster), 927 nucleotides. RefSeq lists its product as uncharacterized. The coding region runs from base 129 to 905 and encodes 258 amino acids. Lineage: Eukaryota; Metazoa; Mollusca; Bivalvia; Ostreida; Ostreidae. The record is from RefSeq and is a predicted model, not a curated record. The transcript has 7 exons.
AAAAAUAUUUUUUUCGUUGCAGAGAAUAUAGCAUGGUAAGGAAGAAUAUAUCGUCUUUACGUGGAAAUAAAACAAUUCAACAGGAAAGAAAAGAUAGCCGGUUUGAUUUAAGCUGGUAAAAAUAAAAGAUGGGACUGGAACAGAGAUGCAUAGAAUGUCUGUAUUUUUCCUGUCUCCUAAAUAUUGGCUUGAUAGAACUAAAAGACCAAUCAAGCUCUUUACAUUAUAUGGGGGAAUUUCCAUACCGGAAUGCCCUGUCAUUCGUCAAAGGGAAUCAAAGUUGUGGUGUUCCUUCUCAAAAAUUUUUGUCCGUACUCAAAAGAGAAGUUCACGAUCAAGACGAAUCAGUAUCAGAUUACACGUGCCUAUUGUUCCUCAAUGACGAUCUGUCAGAAGAUAAUUCUGUAUUGAGAAUCAGAGAUGUACAUGUAGAAGUCAACGAAUACGAAGUUCAAUACAAGUUCAGAUUAAAUCCGUUUCACUGCAAUCUUGAAAAAGAUUUUCAAAAUGUAAAUCUUUUUCUGACGUUUUUUCAACGAAAAGAUAAUGUUGCAAAAACAUGCCAGAAUGGGAGAGGGUGUGACGGUGAUCUUGAACUUUGUCAGCAUUACAGCGAUUUUCAAGAGUCAAUCUGGUUUCCUAAUCGGAAAUAUAAUGAAUCCUGUGGCAUGCAUUCACAAUGCUAUAAGAAUACCAUUUGUACGCAAACUGAAAGAAGAAAGUUUUUGUGUCUUUGCAAGAAAGGAUUCGAGUUUGUAAAUGGAGAUUGUAUAAAAGUUGAUAUAGCGCUUAGCAUGGAAUGUGUUGACAGUCGACAAUGCAAGGAAGGAGGGAUUAUUACAGAAUGUGUCUAUGAUGUUUUUACGACAAGACGUGUUUGUUCCUGCAAUGCAGCAUUCAUUUAAAUCAAUGGAAAAUGCCUGCAAA